AUGGCUAGUCCGGGUGAAAAUAAAACUACUAGUGAUAGUCAACAAGAAGAAAUUAGUGCGUUACGUGAUUAUUUUAAAGAUAAUAUUCGUAUUUUAUCUUCUAUUGGACAAUUUUCCUAUAUUCUAAAAAUUCGAACUGAUCAAUAUGAUGUUUCAUUAACUUUACAGUUAGAUGAAUCUUAUCCAUCGAAAGCACCGGAAAUAAUUAUAACUGCACCUCGAUUAACAGCUGAACAAGUUUUACUUGUUCAACAACUUCUUCAAUCCUAUAGCAAAACAAUACUUAAUCAACCAAUGGUUUUAUUAAUUUAUUCUCGUUUACUUCAAUGGUUUGCUGAAAAUAAUAUUCAAACAUUAAAUGCUAAUUCAAAUAAUAAUAAUAAUAAUACUACAAAUUCAUCAAAUACUUCUGCUUCACGUUCACCACCACAUUCAUUAAUAUCAAAUCAAAAUCAGAAUAAAACUACUCAAUCCGAUGAACCUAUUAAAAAAACUUCGAUGAAAACGUCGGAAGAUGUUAUAUCACGUAUUGAAUGGGAUACUCGUCUUGAUAAACGUUAUUUUCGUGUUGGUUAUAUCGAUCGUUUUCUUGGUUUACAAGAAAAAUCUUUUAAUGAUUUUGAUUUUCAAGUUGAUCUAUCAACAGUUAGUGAUCGACAUUCAAAUGUUCUUGCUAUACCUAAACAUCGUAUUCAAUAUUUUAAAUAUAAUAAUGAAAUUAUUUGGGAUAAAGAAACACGAACUGAUUUAGUAUUUGGUUCAACCGGAAAUCAACAAACAAUUUAUGAUGUUAUAGCAAGACAUGAAAGUCUUAUGGAAAAUAAUUAUACACCUUCGUAG
Adineta steineri is the source of this 840-nucleotide messenger RNA. Lineage: Eukaryota; Metazoa; Rotifera; Eurotatoria; Adinetida; Adinetidae. The record is from the annotation of a GenBank genome assembly.